UUUUACGUACAACAGACAGCUUAUUUUUGUAGGUUCUCGAUCGUCUCGUACCUGCUUAUUAACUCUUAUCGGUCUCACUGAUGAGAUCAGCAAAAACAGAAACGAUGUGACGCGUGCUUCUCGUUCAUGCCCAAUUGCUUCAAUGCAAAACCGCGUUCUUUACCUCGUCUAACAUUUAUUCAAGAUAAACGCCGAAACGAAUCGUCCGGCGUAACCUCGCGAAACGAUGAACGAUCGCUCUGACUUUGUUCAAUUCGAACGUUGAGUUAUCGAUACGUUUCCUUUAAAAGUGUCGUUAAAUAGAUUGCAUUUACUAUUAAUCGAGCGUGUGUUUUCCCUCCCAGCGCGAACAGGAUGGCAAAAAUCAGAACGCAAGACAAAUAUGUGAAACCGAAGAAUAAAACUGUGGUGAAUUCGCAGUUUGCGAAAAAGUCAGGUAAAUUUAUCAAGAUGUCCAUGCUGAACGUUUCAGUCACGGUUUUAUGUAUCGCUAUUGCUGGCUGGUUCAGUUAUAAAGGGUAUCUGGAAACGAGAGUGAACACUCCGUAUGACAUGAACAAGAUGGUGAUCGCCUCCGGACUGGACGUCCCAGACAGAUACUGGGGCACCUACAGGCCGGGUGUUUAUUUCGGAUUAAAGACGAGGGAUCCACAUUCCUUGGUAACGGGAUUGAUGUGGUAUUUCCCACACUCGUUGCGUCAAGACGGUAGUGGCCUUAGACACUGGUGCGAGCAAGGCGAUGAACUAGACAGAUACGCUUGGAUGGAACACGACGGGAGAACGUUUGGCGUUCAAGAAAUAGUGGAUCACGCAGCUAUUUUGAAUACUACGUUCGUUAAAAGACUCGGCGGGAAACACGGCGGGGAUUGGACAGCGAGGAUUGCCGUAACGUCGAAUAGAAAUCAGACAGGGGAGGAGAUUUCCUUGAUCUUCUACACUGCCAUCGAAGAGGGUGUGAAAGGAUCGGUGAUCAAAGUCAACACCGGCGAUGAGAAACGUUUGACGGGAAUAGAGGGGACUACCCAAGGUUUGGGCUCGUUCACUAUAAAUCUUGUCGUGACACGGGGCUCUGUAGUGGAGCAGUCCUUCCUAGCAGCGGUUGCGGCAGGUUUAAACGUACUCAAAGAGACUGUUCUCCAGAAUCUCAGAAUAGCCACGCAGAAAGGAUCCUCGAAAAAGUACAUAGUUCUGGCCGGGGAGCAAAUCCCGUCGUCGCCGGACGGAAAAAAGAAACGUCCAAACUUUAUCGCGUCUCAAGUGACGGGAAAGAUUCCUUUCGAGAUCGAAGUUUGUUUCGAAUCGGGCAGCUUCAUCGACAGAAUCGACAAGUUGACCGGCGAGACAUAUGAUCGCGCUCUGCAAACUCGAAGAAAGUUCUUCGACGAAAAGUUUGAGAGAGUGUUUAAACUACGAUCAAAGGAUUACACGGAGGAGGAGAUUCGGUUCGCAAAAAUGUCGCUGUCGAACAUGAUGGGCUCUAUCGGCUAUUUUUACGGCAGUUCGCAAGUGCAGAGCGAAUACACCAAAGGACCGGUGCCUUAUUGGAAAGCACCCUUGUACACCGCCGUGCCCAGUAGAAGCUUCUUCCCGCGAGGAUUUCUGUGGGACGAGGGCUUUCACGGAUUACUCGUAUCAGUUUGGGAUUUAGAGAUCGAGCUGGACAUCAUGAACCAUUGGUUCGACACGAUGAACGUCGAAGGCUGGAUUCCAAGGGAAAUGAUCUUGGGUCAAGAGGCCCUGGCCAAGGUUCCGGAAGAGUUUGUCACUCAGAUGAACACGAACGCGAACCCGCCCACAUUUUACCUCACGCUGCACUUUAUAUUGAGACACAAGCACGACGAACUGCUGGAGAAGCAGUUCCUCGGCAAUCUGUACCCUCGCCUCGAGGCAUGGUUCAAUUGGUUCAAUACCACGCAAACGGGAGACAUACCGAGUACGUACAGGUGGCGAGGGAGAGACGGGUCGACCAACAGAGAGCUGAAUCCGAAGACUCUCACGUCCGGACUGGACGAUUAUCCGAGAGCCUCUCAUCCUAACGUCGACGAACGACACGUCGAUCUGCGAUGUUGGAUCGCGUUCGCCGCCGAUGUCAUGCAUCAGAUCGGCCAAGUCAUAGGCCAACCGUCGAACGUCGUCGACAAGUAUCGGGAGACGUAUCGAUACUUGUCGGACAACGAUCUGUUGAAUAAGUUACACUGGUCUCCGAGCACGCAGACUUUUGCCGAUUUCGGUUUGCACACGGACAAGGUGUCUCUACGGAAACCGACAACGCCACCGAGGUCGCAACCCGCGGAAACUGUACGAGUCGUGACGCAGGACCCGACUCUGAGAUACGUCGACACGUCCUUUGGCUACGUCUCGUUGUUUCCGUAUAUUCUGCAGAUCAUUGAUCCCGACUCUCCACAAUUGGCCAAAGUACUGAAGGACCUGAGGAACGACGAUCUGUUGUGGACCAAGUACGGCUUGCGGUCUCUCGCGAAGACGUCGCCGUUCUACAUGAAGUACAACACCGAACAUGAUGCUCCGUAUUGGAGGGGAGCCAUUUGGAUGAACUUGAAUUAUUUAACAGUACGGGCGACGUAUCAUUAUUCCAAUACGGACGGUCCGUACCGGGACGAAGCGAAGGAGAUUUAUCAGAGUUUAAGACGGAAUCUGAUACAGAAUUUGAUUCAGCAGUACAAAAAAUCGGGAUACCUGUGGGAGAAUUAUGGAGAUGUCCACGGAGAGGGCAGAGGCAGUCACCCGUUCACCGGCUGGACGUCUCUGGUCGUAUUACUUAUGGCAGAAAUUUACUAAUCGUGUAUAUUAUUUCCAAGUAGCUCUACUCUUUAUACAAGUAUCGUGUGUACGAGUAUGUUAAUUUACCAACAGAAUCGUUACCUUUAGAAAUACGACAUGAGAAGAUGUACAAAGACUGCACAGACACACAACAUUUAUCCAAUUUGCAAUUAUCAAUGAAAUAUUUUUAAAUACAGUUUAUAAAUAGACUCGCUUCUCUUUUUAUCGCGGGUAUCGUGUGAGACUCGCCUGUAUUAUUUUAAUGUAAUAUAAAUAUAGAUACUUGUUCAAUUUUGGCUGUGACGAAUAGAAAUCGUACUGUAACGUCGUCUUUGAAUAAAUACAUUGGAACAUUUU
Molecule: messenger RNA, 3135 nt
Organism: Ceratina calcarata
Lineage: Eukaryota; Metazoa; Arthropoda; Insecta; Hymenoptera; Apidae
Gene: GCS1
Product: mannosyl-oligosaccharide glucosidase
Exons: 4
Coding region: 355-2796 (813 amino acids)
Biological process (GO): protein N-linked glycosylation; oligosaccharide metabolic process
Cellular component (GO): endoplasmic reticulum membrane
Molecular function (GO): Glc3Man9GlcNAc2 oligosaccharide glucosidase activity
Source: RefSeq, a predicted model, not a curated record